Lycium barbarum (goji berry) is the source of this 1530-nucleotide messenger RNA. RefSeq lists its product as uncharacterized. The transcript has 3 exons. Lineage: Eukaryota; Viridiplantae; Streptophyta; Magnoliopsida; Solanales; Solanaceae. The record is from RefSeq and is a predicted model, not a curated record. The coding region runs from base 6 to 1337 and encodes 443 amino acids.
AGGACAUGUUAGCAAGUAAGGAAGAUACAUAUUUAAAGAGAGAAGGGGGAUACAUACAUACUCAUUUGUACUUUCAAGAAUUUAACAGUCAAAAAAGAAUGGCAAAUUUAGAGGGAGGAGAAAGCAACAUCAACAAAUUAGGAGAUGAAGAAAAAUUGUUAGAUGAAGCCAUAGCCACCACCCCUUCCAAUGGCUUCCACCACCAACCACAAAUAAUUUCUUCACGUAACAUUGUGAAGAUAUUUCUGUUAUUUUCAGCAGUUGCUCUUUCAUCUCUCCUUCUUUAUCACUCUUCUUCUUAUCCUCUUCAAUUCUUGCCUAAUUACAACUACAAACCGGUUUCUUCGUUGGAUUUCAACUCAAACUAUGUAAACAAAACUUCAUCAUCAAAUAGCUCCGUGGCUGAAAAUUUGCUUCAUGGCUACAAUAGUACUGCAAAUGUUUCUGCACAAGCUGGAACCCUACCCUCAAAAGAAAAGAAUAAGCAACAGCAAAAAAGCAAGUUAGAGAAAGUGUUAGAAAAAGCAGCAAUGGGAGACAAAACAGUGAUAAUAACAGCUCUAAAUGCAGCAUGGACAGAACCAAACUCCAUAUUUGAUGUUUUCUUGAAAAGCUUUAGAGUUGGAAACCAAACAAAACCACUUUUGAAACAUGUUGUAGUUGCAGCUUUGGACCAAACUGCAUAUACUCGCUGCUUGGAGAAACAGCUUCACUGUUAUGCUCUCACUACAAAAGGUGUUGAUUUCUCUGGUGAAGCUCAUUUUAUGAGUGAGGAUUAUUUGAAGAUGAUGUGGAGAAGGAUUGAUUUUCUGAGAAAUGUUCUUGAAAUGGGAUAUAACUUCAUUUUCACGGAUGCCGAUAUAUUGUGGUUUCGACAACCAUUUGCACAUUUUUACCUGGACACCGAUUUCCAAAUUGCUUGUGACCAUUACUGGUACGACUCUACAGAUUUACACAACUCACCAAAUGGAGGUUUCAAUUUUGUCAAAUCAAAUCAACGUACCAUCCAAUUUUACAAAUUCUGGUACAAUGCAAGAGAGGCUCAUCCAGGAAAACACGAUCAAGACGUGCUCAACAUGAUCAAAUUCAACCCAUUCAUCAAAGAUAUUGGACUGAAAAUAAGAUUUUUGGACACUGCUCUAUUUGGGGGAUUUUGUGAGCCAAGUAAAGAUCUCAAUCUUGUUUGCACAAUGCAUGCAAAUUGUUGUAUUGGAAUUGAUAAUAAAUUGCAUGACUUAACAAUGGCGCUUGAUGAUUGGGAAAAGUAUAUGGCUUUGCCUGGUGAUGAAAGGGUGUCAAAGCCACAAACUUGGACUGUCCCAAGAAUCUGUGGUUAAAUUGAGUUAUUAAAAGAACGAUCUAUCUUCUUCUAUUUAUUAUGGUCCGUGUAAGUGUAAAAUCCUUCAUGUAACCUUUUUCUCAGUCUUUUUUAUUUAUAUUGGUAUUUUCUGAGUCUGUUCUUCUCCUUUUUAUUCCCUUUUGAGCAUUUUUUCUUAUCAUAAUAUAUUUUACUAUUAAUUAAUAUUCAUU